This is a messenger RNA of Saprolegnia parasitica CBS 223.65, 585 nucleotides long. RefSeq lists its product as hypothetical. The transcript has 2 exons. Bases 1 to 585 code for a protein of 194 amino acids. The record is from RefSeq and is a predicted model, not a curated record. NCBI's taxonomy places the organism in Eukaryota, Oomycota, Saprolegniomycetes, Saprolegniales, Saprolegniaceae.
AUGCCCGCGUACGACGACGCUGUCGAGUCGAUGCUGCAAUUGUACCGUAUCUUGCACGGGUGCUCGUGGGAGCCGACCAGUGUCGUCGUGGCCGAUCGCCGCGUCCAGUUUCAUACCUUCCACGAGCGCUACCAGCACGGGUACAUCAAGGCGACGCGCGAGCUCACGUCGCUGCCAGGCAGCUUGUCGUGGGCGUCGCUCGUGCAGCUUCCGCAGAUGCACAUCUACAGCAACUGCCUCGCGCAGUAUGUGAGCCACCAGCCCAUCGAUGGUCACACGAUGCUGCACAACGUCGUGUUCCAGCCAGGCAUUUCGUGGACCCGCGCCAAGCAGUACCCAUUGCUCACGCACGCGCGCGACUACCCGAAUGGCGCGGCCGUCUACCUCGGCAUGCAGCUGCGCGACGACCUCGUGCCCGAGUUUUGCUUUGGGUGGAUGCUAGGCCCGAGCGACGACGAUGGCCGCGCCAAGGUCUCGGUCAUUGUGCCGCAGCACCGCGAGAUCCACGAAGCCAAUAUGAUUGCGACGUGGCUCGACCAGCUCCAAGAUGUGAGGAUGCUCUAUCCACGGCACGUGCAUUCAUGA